Molecule: messenger RNA, 567 nt
Organism: Cydia amplana
Lineage: Eukaryota; Metazoa; Arthropoda; Insecta; Lepidoptera; Tortricidae
Product: arylphorin subunit alpha-like
Exons: 4
Coding region: 1-567 (188 amino acids)
Source: RefSeq, a predicted model, not a curated record
AUGUUGAAAGCACUUCUUCUGGUCAGCGUGGCUGGCUGCGCGCUAGCAGUCGUUGUUAUAACUAAUGACACCGAGCGUCAACAAAAAGUCCUCAGCCUUCUGGAGAACAUACAACAGGAGAGGACGGAUGCUGACUGGUGGCGUAUUGGCUCCGCAUACGAUGUAGAAGCUAACAUCAACAAAUACACUAAUAAAAAGGCCGUCGAGGAUUUCCUGCAAUACUACAAGAGCGGUUUCAUGCCCAAAGACAAGACAUUUUCUAUGUCUAAUGACCGAAUGAGAGAGGAAGCCAUCGCUCUCUCCAGGCUCUUGUACUAUGCUGGCGACUUUAAUACCUUUAUCAGAACCGGCGCGUUAGCCCGAGUGCGUAUCAAUGAUGGGCAAUUUCUCUACGCAUUCUACGUUGCCAUCUAUCAGCGUCCAGACACAAACACUUUGGUGCUCCCUUCUCCAUACGAGACGUCCCCUCAGUACUUCGUAGACACGAAGACUUUGCUAGAGGCCUAUCGCGUAAAAAUGCAGAACGGCACUGCCUUCCAAAACGGCACCAUCAACCGAAACGGCUAG